GAGGCAGAAGUGGCCUCUCUGAAUCGCCGCAUCCAGCUGGUGGAGGAGGAGCUGGACCGAGCUCAGGAGCGACUUGCCACGGCCCUGCAGAAGCUGGAAGAGGCAGAGAAGGCAGCAGAUGAAAGUGAGAGAGGCAUGAAAGUCAUUGAAAACAGAGCUCUGAAGGAUGAGGAGAAGAUGGAGCUGCAGGAGAUCCAGCUGAAAGAAGCCAAGCACAUCGCAGAGGAGGCAGAUAGGAAGUAUGAGGAGGUUGCUCGGAAACUGGUGAUCAUCGAAGGCGACCUGGAGCGCACUGAGGAGAGAGCUGAGCUCGCAGAGUCUCAUUGCCGGGAGCUGCGGGAGCAGAUCCGAGUGAUGGAGCAGAACUUGAAGGGUCUGUCUGUUGCCGAAGAAAAGUACUCUCAGAAAGAGGAUAAAUACGAAGAGGAGAUCAAGAUCCUGACUGAUAAACUCAAGGAGGCAGAGACCCGCGCGGAGUUCGCCGAACGCUCUGUAGCCAAGCUGGAGAAGACCAUUGAUGACUUGGAAGAUGAGCUCUAUGCCCAGAAACUGAAGUACAAAGCAAUUAGUGAGGAACUGGACCACGCCCUGAAUGACAUGACUUCCAUAUAAACUGAAAUCCACCAAAGAGGAGCAUCUCUGCACACAAAGGAUGCUGGACCAGACCCUGCUAGACCUGAACGAGAUGUAAAGGAUCCCCCAAGCCUCCUGCGCCGGCCCAGCCCAGCCCAGCCCUGCUGCCCUCUCACCCUGGGCACAGAGUUCACUCUCUGCUGCCAACUUGACCAAA
Molecule: messenger RNA, 790 nt
Organism: Acanthisitta chloris (rifleman)
Lineage: Eukaryota; Metazoa; Chordata; Aves; Passeriformes; Acanthisittidae
Gene: TPM3
Product: tropomyosin 3
Exons: 8
Coding region: 136-612 (158 amino acids)
Biological process (GO): muscle contraction; actin filament organization
Cellular component (GO): actin filament
Molecular function (GO): actin filament binding
Source: RefSeq, a predicted model, not a curated record